GGGGAAUUCAUUCCCCAAUGGUCCGGCUUCCAAUCUUCAGCGCAAUCCUCUGGGAAUUAUCUAGCACUCUGUGUUCUAGGCUGGUCGUACGUCCUCUCUGCUCGACUGAUAGAGCUGCGGCGCACGACGCCCGCCGAUAGUAUCGCCUAUACAGACGCCGUGGUACAGUCGCCCGAGAUGACGACUGCCGGCUCGAAUGAGCUUUGCAGCCUACAGCUGGGCGACCUUUCAUCGGCAGAGCUGCGCUGGUGGGCUGCCAUUCUGGCAGGCGGGCGUGGAUGGCACGCGACGCUGAACCGAGAUGAAAAGGAAUAUUUCUCUCCGUGGGAGUGCCAUCUUGCCGAUAACUGCUUCACACUGUUGCACUCACGCACUCGGUCCCCAAUCCCCAGCGACCUAACACCCCCGUCGUCAGUAGAAGCGCAAGCAUACCUUGUGAGUUUCGCACGAUCGCAUGGUUGCUUGGAUCAACUACUGGCUGCUUUUGCAGCAGCCAUCACUCUACCUUCACACCUUCGGUUCGGUGCGCCAAUCACAUUGCCAAAGCCUGUCCAAGGCCCUUCCGAGCGCGCAAGUCAGAAGAUUGAAAGAUUUUAAGCGGAUCGGCUACCGACUGUGGAUGAUCUUGCUCGUUUCAUGACUCUCUCGUGCAUGGCAAAUAUUGUUUCCUCUUCU
This is a messenger RNA of Aspergillus aculeatinus CBS 121060, 675 nucleotides long. RefSeq lists its product as uncharacterized. Bases 178 to 597 code for a protein of 139 amino acids. NCBI's taxonomy places the organism in Eukaryota, Fungi, Ascomycota, Eurotiomycetes, Eurotiales, Aspergillaceae. The transcript has a single exon. The record is from RefSeq and is a predicted model, not a curated record.